CUAUAGACAUUUCGAGAAGAAACUGAGGAGCAUGGGCAUAUCUGUACUGCUAAUAUUUGUUGUAUCAUUAAGUCGUCUCAAAGGCUAACAACAAAAUACAGACACAACACAAAAAAUACAUGAACGAUGAAAGUAAAUUAUCUAGUGUAUGUUGCCAUUGGAUGCUUGAUCAUGAUGCCUUUUAUGGUGGAUACCAUGCCAAUGAUAGCCAAUGAAGGUGUCACGAAACUGGGCGAAGAAACUGGUGUCUCCUCCGCCAGACAUCCUUAUAGCCAGCAGCUGCUAAUGAAGGGUAUCACUGAAGCUGAAUAUCUGGAUCGGCAGGACAUGCAGAUGGCGGCUGAUUACUCUGCUUAUGGCAGACAGAAAAAGGCGCAGGAUAUGCAGAGUGACGCCAGAAAGGAAAAGAAGCAGGAUUUGCAAAGUUAUGGCGGACUGGAACAGGAGCAGGAUAUGCAGAUGGCGGCUGAUAACUCUGGUCUGGGCCUUCGCAUGUUUCCCAAAGUAUAUCGAAACGAGCCGCCACCUCGUGAAGCACAUCGCAGCACUGCACCACCCCAGUUGAAAAAUAAGUGGAAUAGACGGAUUAGUGUCCAUCCUCUCCGCACCAAGGGUCUCCUCAACUUCUGGGCCAAGGCCAAGGAUAAAGUAACUAAAGGAACCACUAAGUUACUACCAAGAAAAUAUGACGAAGUGGAGGCUGAAGAUGGUAAUGAAAGUGAUGGUGCUGGUGCUGGUGAUGAUUCUGGUGCUGAUUCUGGUGCCGGUGCUGGUACUGUCGAACAGAGAGCUGGUACAGAGAUGACCAUAUCCAUGCCGCGAUACGUGACUGAUCAUAUGGGUAAUUGGGUAUUCAAUCCGUGGGGCGUCACUUUCGGGGAUGUUUGGGAAGAUACUCGUUUCCAGUUUGAAGGCAGAAAUUGGUUGCCAUGGGUCCAGAUAGAUUUACCCGAACGUGGCGAGUAUCGGAUGGAAAAGCUUCAUGGUUCAGUGUGCCAGGGCAAGUCGACCGUUUACAACCGUCCCAGAAUUUACAAAUGGUUUCCACGGUAUAUUGAUACGAAAAAACGCAAUCACCGGAAUAUCCUAGUUAAUCUGAGGACGGAGAUCUACACAGACGGCAGAUCGGAGAACUGCCACACCUCGGACUUAGACGAUUGGUACGCGUACAUGCACUGCUCUCUAUUGCGAAAUAUGCGGAUGGAUUAUUUGGUACCCAAUUAUCCUCUCCACCGUUGGUAUAACACCGACUAAUACCACCCACACCAUCCAUCCGUUAUUGCCAUUCCCAGUGAAGUGUGAAUGAAAUAAAUCUGAAAAUAUUUGUUUUGGUUA
Messenger RNA from Drosophila miranda, 1335 nucleotides. RefSeq lists its product as uncharacterized. Lineage: Eukaryota; Metazoa; Arthropoda; Insecta; Diptera; Drosophilidae. The transcript has 2 exons. The coding region runs from base 127 to 1254 and encodes 375 amino acids. The record is from RefSeq and is a predicted model, not a curated record.